AUGCGCCGCUCCGGGCUGAUCUGGCUGGCAUGUCUCGCCUGGCAUGCCCUCGUGGCCGGGGCAGCCACGGUGACCUACGACUUCGAGGUAGGCUGGCUCACGGCCAACCCUGACGGCGCGGCCGACCGCCCGGUCAUCGGCAUCAACGGCCAGUGGCCGAUUCCGACCAUCCACGUCAACAAGGGCGACCGGCUGGUGGUCAAUGUCCUCAACUCGCUCGGCAACCAGUCCACCUCGCUGCACUUUCACGGCCUGUUCAUGCGCGGUGCCACCCAUAUGGACGGGCCGGUGCAUGUUUCGCAAUGUCCCAUCCUGCCGGGCGAGAGGCUCACCUACAACUUCACUAUCGACCAACCCGGCACCUACUGGUACCACUCCCACAUCCACGGCCAGUACCCCGAUGGUCUGCGCGGGCCGUUGGUCGUGCACGACCCGGACUCGCCCUUCCAGGACCGCUACGACGAAGAAAUUGUCAUGACCGUGUCCGACUGGUACCACGAUCAGAUGACCGGCCUGAUCGACUUCUUCAUGAGCAAAGCCAACCCGACCGGCGCCGAGCCCGUGCCGAAGUCGGCCCUGCUCAACGAGACGCAGGACCUGAAAGUGCCAUUGCAGCCCGGGAGGACCUAUCUCUUCCGCAUGGUCAACAUCGGCGCCUUCGCGGGGCAGUACGUCUGGUUUGAGGGGCAUUAUAUGACGAUUAUUGAGGUGGAUGGCGUGUAUACGCACCCUGCAGAGGCGAGCAUGAUUUAUCUCUCGGCUGCGCAGCGGUGUAGUUUCUUGAUCACUGCGAAGGAGGGGGCGUCAACCAAUUUCCCGUUUAUGGCGAGCAUGGAUACUGACCUCUUUGACGCCAUCCCCGAUGACCUCAACUGGAACGUCACUGGGUGGCUGGUGUACGACGACAAGAAACCCCUUCCUGAACCCGCCGAGGUCCCUGGUGUCUUUGAGCCGUUUGACGACAUAGGACUUGUACCCUGGGAUAACCAAACCAUCUUCACAAACCCGGACCAGUCUGUCUCGCUUGACGUCAUCAUGGACAACCUCGGCGACGGUGCCAACUACGCCUUCUUCAACAACAUCACCUACGUCGCCCCCAAAGUCCCCACCCUCUACACCGCUCUCACAGCCGGCGAGUACGCAACGGACCCGACCGUCUACGGAACCUACACGCACCCCUUUGUUCUCGCCCAGGACCAGGUCGUCGAGAUCGUCCUCAACAACCUCGACCCCGGCAAACACCCGUUCCAUCUGCACGGCCACGACUUCCAGGUCGUGUGGCGGUCCGACGAUGACGCAGGGCCCUUUGUCGACUCGGGCGUCUCGGAAUCGGAGUUUGUGCAUGUGCCCAUGAGACGGGAUACCGCGGUGUUGAGGCCGAAUGGGAAUAUGGUGCUGCGGUUUAGGAGUAAUAAUCCUGGCGUCUGGCUCUUCCACUGCCACAUCGAAUGGCACGUGCAGUCCGGUCUAAUGGCCACCUUCGUCGAGGCACCACUAGAAUUGCAAAAGUCCUUGUCCAUCCCGCGGGAUCAUUACGCGGCGUGUGAAAAGGGCGGCAUGCCCACGGUGGGUAAUGCUGCCGGCCACGGUACUGUGGAUGGCAAUCGGAAGGUGGUUGACGAUGGAGCGGGAUGGUUGGAUCUGAGUGGGCAGAAUGUCCCGCCGCCCGCGUUGCCUGAUGGAUUCACCACAAAAGGCAUCGUCGCCCUCGUCUUCAGCUGCCUCAGCGGUAUCCUCGGCGUAUCUGUCGUCGCCUGGUACGGGUUCGCCAAUGGUAUUAGUGCCGGCAGUGACAGUGAUACCCGCGGCGGUCAGCGGACAACAGGAUCUGGAAGUGAGGGUACCUCAGAAGGUGCCUUGGGAGCUGGGUUGGGGGCGGGAAAGACGAGUGGAGAGGGGACGACGGUGGAUGAAGUUGGGAGGGGUGAUGUUGAUCAGGCGGGUGGGGAGGGGAGGAGGCGAUGA
Dichotomopilus funicola is the source of this 1965-nucleotide messenger RNA. Its product is annotated as multicopper like protein. Gene Ontology annotation, cellular component: high-affinity iron permease complex. The transcript has 6 exons. The record is from RefSeq and is a predicted model, not a curated record. NCBI's taxonomy places the organism in Eukaryota, Fungi, Ascomycota, Sordariomycetes, Sordariales, Chaetomiaceae. Gene Ontology annotation, molecular function: copper ion binding; ferroxidase activity. The coding region runs from base 1 to 1965 and encodes 654 amino acids. Gene Ontology annotation, biological process: reductive iron assimilation; cellular response to iron ion starvation.